AUGGCCGACUUACCAGACGACGGCGCGCUGUCUGUGCCUCCGUCACCGACGAACACGAGAAGACCGAGAUUCGACCGGACAGGCUCGCUCGGCGAGCCGGACGAGCGCUCACCAUUACUCUUGAACUCGAGAUCUCGGAUUCGGCGACACCAAGCUUCUACCCCCGAGAGUCCCAAACACCUGACUCCGGGCCUGUCGAGGAAUCACAGCACGGCCGGAAGCAUCCGAAGUUUGCACCACAGUCGCAACCCGUCAUUCGGCGCUCGCUUAUCGCACGCCUUCUCCGACUUCCCAGAAUCUAUGUCCGAGUCGAAACGAUCAAUUCUGCCCGACGAACGAGUAUGGUACGAUCAGUUUACGUCCACCGAUUGGGUUCACGAUAACAUCGUCGAUGCCCACCGAGCCAAGGCCCUCAAAAUGCGCAAGGACUUCUGGGGAAGGAUAUAUGCCAUCUUCGAUGCUUCGCAGGGCUGGAUUCUUAGCGCCGUGUGUGGUGUAGCCGUUGCUCUCGUUGCAUACGUAGUCAACUUGUCCGAGGCUACCGUAUUCGAUUACAAAUAUGGUUAUUGCACACGGGGCUGGUACAUCAGCGAGAGGACUUGGUCGGAGUCUUUGAGAUUCUGGCCUUUUGGAGAUGUGGGAACCGAAUUCACGAUCUACCUCAUUGGCGUCGUUGGCUUGGCCUGCGUUGCUUGCGCCAUGACAUUGACGACCAAAACCGUGGUGCCCUCGGCGUAUCGUAUGACGACCUUCGACGAGAACCUCGCUGCGGAACUUGCCCCGUACGCCGAUGAACCUACAAGCGACGAGAGCCCGACGCCUCCAGAGCCUGUUGAGCCGGUGACGACGACAUCAGAACCCGCGGAAAACGUGCCGCCACCGAUGAUUUACUACUCAGCUGCUGGUAGUGGUGUCGCUGAAGUUCGCGUCAUCCUCAGCGGUUUCGUGUUGCACGGUUUUCUCGGUCUGAAGACGUUGGGUAUCAAGUCAGCUGCUCUCAUUCUCAGUGUUGCUUCUGGUCUCAGUCUUGGAAAAGAGGGUCCUUACGUUCAUAUUGCAACUUGUGUCGGCAACAUUGCCUGUCGCUUGUUCGCGAAGUACGAUCAAAAUGACGCCAAAAGGCGCGAGGUCCUAUCCGCAGCUGCAGCCGCCGGUGUCGCCGUCGCUUUCGGCGCUCCGCUGGGAGGUGUUCUUUUCGGACUCGAGGAGGUGUCGUACUUCUUCCCUGCAAAGACGCUUUUCCGCACAUUCUUCUGCUGUAUUGUCGCAGCCUUGUCGCUCAAGUUUCUCAACCCCUACGGCACCCACAAGAUCGUCAUGUUCCAGGUCAAAUAUACAACCGACUGGCAUUACUUUGAAAUCGUGUUCUUCAUCGUCAUCGGGAUCCUUGGCGGCGCUGCUGGAGCUCUGUUCAUCAAGGCCUCGAAGCACUGGGCCAAGACCUUCCGUCGGAUCGACGUCAUCAAGAAAUACCCCAUGUUCGAGGUUGCCUUGGUCGCCGUAGUGACCGGAAUCAUGAGUUACUGGAACGUUCACACCAAGCAGCCAGUCGCUAAGCUCAUGCUCAACCUUGCGGCGCCAUGCCACGACGGAUCUGAUCGCGAAGAUUACGGACUAUGCCCAACGACGGCUGAAGGCAUCCCUCCUGUGCUUUCAGGUCUUUUCUCCGCCUUUUUGAUCAAGGGGUUCUUGACGAUCAUCACAUUUGGAAUUAAAGUUCCAGCCGGAAUCUACGUGCCGUCCAUGGUCGUUGGCGGUCUCAUGGGAAGAAUCGUCGGUCACGUCGUUCAGUAUAUCGUGCUGAUGUACCCCACCUUUGGGCUCUGGACUCGAUGUGCCGCAUCACCAACAGGAUCAUGCAUUCAGCCCGGUGUCUAUGGGCUAAUCGCUGCCGGAUCCACCAUGUGCGGUGUCACUCGGUUGUCGGUAACACUGGCAGUCAUUCUCUUUGAGCUGACGGGAAGCUUGGAUUAUGUCUUGCCGUUCUCCUUGGCUAUCCUCGUGGCCAAAUGGACUGCUGACGCCAUUGAGCCAAACAGCAUCUACGACCUCCUGACGAACAUGAACUCCUACCCCUUCCUCGACAAUAAGCACAAGCCAAUUUUCACUUCCGACCUGGCAGACAUCGUCCCUCGUGUCCGCCGGGAACGAAUCAUUGACGUCAGCGCUUCUCCAGUGAUAUCCGCCGUCAGUCUGCGUAAGAAGCUUCAAACUCUGCACAGGGCAGGUGAGCUUGACGGAGGUCUUCCUAUCAUUCGGGAUGGUAUUCUUGUUGGGCUCAUCCCAGCACCCGACCUCGAGUUCGCCCUGGACAGUCUUGACGACGAGGCUUCAAGCAUGUGUUUGAUGGCCCAUAUUCCCACCAUCGAAGACUCCGACGAUGAAGAGACGGAGAGAGAUAAGACAGAUUUCACUCCGUACAUUGACCCAGCUCCCGUAGCAUUGGAUAUCAGAUCCCCAAUGGACCUUGUAUAUGAAUGUUUCGUCAAGCUUGGUCUCCGCUUCAUUUGCGUGCUCAAGAACGGCCGCUACGCCGGCAUGGUUCACAAGAAGAGCUUCGUAAAGUACAUGCGAGAGCUCGAAGAAAAGGAGCACUAG
Molecule: messenger RNA, 2598 nt
Organism: Colletotrichum chrysophilum
Lineage: Eukaryota; Fungi; Ascomycota; Sordariomycetes; Glomerellales; Glomerellaceae
Exons: 7
Coding region: 1-2598 (865 amino acids)
Biological process (GO): transmembrane transport; chloride transport
Cellular component (GO): Golgi apparatus; membrane; early endosome
Molecular function (GO): voltage-gated chloride channel activity
Source: RefSeq, a predicted model, not a curated record